CCGUUGGCACAGGAAAGAUUGAAAGUGACACAGUCUGAUUAAAAACCGCUCAUUUGCGCCGAUCAAUCCAGCUAAUACUGAAACCCAGACACCGGCGUCCGCUUUUCGCAUCAGGUUUGGGCUUUGUUGUCUCCUGUGUUGUUGGUUUUAUUUCGUGCCGAGCGUCUUUCCGACUAUGCCGGGUUAUUUUUGCGCUUUUCAUUCUUCCGAGGAUGAAGCCAUAUGUUUAGGGGAAGACAGACUUUGAGCGAACAGGCGAGAAAAACGUAAAAGGAAGGCAAAAAAAAAAAAAAAAAGAGGCAAAAUUGUGAGUAAAAAGUCAAGUUUGUGUGCGCGCUCCGGUUCUAGGUUCCAGUGACAGAGGGGUCCCACCGGCUGUUGGACAAACCACUACUGAGUGGACAGUCUCUCUCUCAUCCUCCCUCCCUCUCACCCACUCUCUCUCUCUCUCUCUUACUCUCUCCCACUCUCUCCUUCCACUACUUCCCCACAGACGCGCAUCGUACGUCCACCUCUGCUGUCCGUCCACCUCUCCACUCCACUCCACUCAGUCCGCUGCUUUGCGCGCUGUCGGCGUCCCCCUCCCCUCCCCAAGUGCCACUAACUUUUUUUCUCGGUGGAUCCCCGGUCCGGUUCGAGUCCAGGUUCGGUACCAGCGUGAUCAGUGUGUGUCCAGGAGCCGAACCGAAGCCCAGCCCUGGAUUCAAUACUCCUGAUCAAUGGACAGAGCCUCCUCAGCGGCCAGCAGCGCUACAGACACGCCGUAAACAACUCGUUCACUCUGCCUGGAGCUCCUCUGGGGGUCUGGAGGAGGAUGGACCGAGGAGGAGAGAGUCCCAUCACGCAGGACAGUCCUGAGCGGCCGGGAAGCAGCCCAGAUCUCAGCUGCCUCCCGCCACCAGGGAAGAAGGGCCGCUUAGAGCUCAACGGCAGCCCCACAGGACCCCGUAUACGCCACAACGGAGCCCCACAGAGACCCCUGGGAGGUCUGAUGAUUCCAGUCUUCUGUGUGGUGGAGCAGGCAGAUGGAGGGAUUCAGACAGACGGAUGUGAAGGCAGAGACGAGCACGCAGAGUUUGUCCUGGUCAGAAAAGAUAUCCUGUUCUCUCAGCUGGUGGAGACAGCUCUGUUAGCGCUCGGCUACUCCCACAGCUCAGCGGCACAAGCCCACGGCAUCAUCAAAGUGGGAAGGUGGAACCCACUGCCCAUCCACUUCCUCACGGACGCUCCAGAAGCUACCGUGGCCGACAUGUUGAUGGAAGUCUACCACAUGGUCACCCUACGCAUCCAGUUACAAAGUUUUUCAAAGCUGGAGGACCUGCCUUGUGAACAGUGGAACCAUGCGACUGUCAGGAAUGCACUCAAAGAGCUUCUGAAGGAAAUGAACCAAAGCACUCUGGCCAAAGAGUGUCCUCUGUCACAGAGUAUGAUUUCCUCCAUAGUGAAUAGUUCCUAUUAUGCCAAUGUCUCUGUUGCCAAAUGCCAGGAGUUUGGCCGCUGGUACAAGAAAUAUAAAAAAAUGAAAGUAGAUUACCUGGAGAAGAUGUGGUCAGGGCGAGAUGCUGCUGACAUCAAAAUAGAGAGAGACAACAUUGCAGACUUCUGUGUCCUGGGCCAGCGACCCCCUCCUCAUUUAGCCGGCCUGGCCCAGCUCGGUCACCUGGGACCUGGCAGUCCCCUCCUCAAGGCAGGAUCUGGAGAUCCGCAGACACCUACUCAGCCCCCUCAGCAGCCCCCUCCACCCCAGCAGCAGCCCUCCCCACAUGGUCCCCUCCACCACAGCACUCCUCUGCGCACAGGCCAGGUGCCUCCUCCACCUCCACCCCCACCUGCUGCCCUACAGCCCCUGCUGGGGCCAGGUGGGAUUCUCUCCCCUCAGCUCUCCCCUCAGCUGGUACGUCAGCAGCUCGCCAUGGCACACCUCAUCAACCAGCAGCUAGCUGUUAGCCGUCUUCUAGCCCAUCAGCACCCCCAGGCCAUCAACCAGCAGUUCCUAAACCACCCACCCAUCCCUCGGGGCUCAUCCAAAGUUGGUGGUGAUCACCCAGGGAGCAACCCCUCAGCUGCAGAGGUGUCCUCUGACAUCUACCAGCAGGUCAGAGAUGAGCUGAAGAGAGCCAGUGUGUCCCAGGCUGUGUUCGCCAGGGUGGCCUUCAACCGCACACAGGGUCUGCUGUCAGAGAUCCUGAGGAAAGAAGAGGACCCUCGAACAGCCUCACAGUCCCUGCUUGUGAAUCUGAAAGCAAUGCAGAACUUCCUCAACCUGCCUGAGAGCGAAAGAGACCGAAUCUACCAGGAGGAGAGAGAACGCACAAUAAACCCUUCUGUAGGCCUCCCUGCCUCCAACUCCUCUAGCCCUGCUGCUCCCCGCCUGUCACAGAAAGUGUGGGAGAGGAACUUGGAUGACCAGAUAACCUCUGAUACCUGGGCCUCCAUUUGGAAGAACAAGACUAAGAUCUCCAACUCACCAAAGCAGUCUGGCCUGGCCCCUGACCUCCCUAUAAAACUGGAGUCACUGGUUAACAUUACAUCAGGCAUCUAUGAUGAAAUUCAGCAGGAGAUGAAGAGAGCCAAAGUGUCCCAAGCUCUGUUUGCAAAAGUGGCUGCCAACAAGAGCCAGGGUUGGCUGUGCGAGCUACUUCGGUGGAAGGAAAACCCCAGCCCAGAGAACCGCACACUGUGGGAGAAUCUGUGCACCAUCCGGAGGUUUCUGACGCUGCCGCAGCCUGACAGGGACCUGGCGUACGAGGAGGAGUCCAGACACCAGCACACGGAGCGGCUGCACACUGUUCUCCAUCUGCCACAGGAUCCACAGCUCUUCUGUCUUUCUCGUCAGGCCCUUCACAGGCCACCCCCUGCCCCAGUAAAGGAGCACCGCCUGUCACCGAUGCGUGAGGAGCCUUUACCUGUCCCAGCCAAUGAAGCGGGGUCACAGACUGUAGGAACGGGUCCAGCUGGAUGUCCACCUGGCUCAGUUGGCGGUAGUGGAAGUAGUAAGAAGCCAAGAUCACGCACCAAGAUUUCCCUGGAGGCCUUAGGUAUCCUGCAAAGCUUUAUCCAGGACGUUGGCCUGUACCCAGACCAGGAGGCUAUCCACACCUUGUCAGCACAGCUUGACCUCCCCAAGCACACAAUCAUCAAAUUCUUCCAGAACCAGCGGUACCAUGUCAAGCAUCACGGCCGCCUCAAAGAGCUGGGUGAGGGGGCUGCUGCCAGCGGAGGUGUGGAUGUCAGUGAGUAUCGGGAAGAGGAGUUACUUUCCGGUUCUGAGGACCCAGAGUCCAGUGAAGAUGGAGCUGAGGAGAUCUACCAAUCCACAGAGGGAAGCGGUGGAAGCUCAGGGGGGUUGAACCAGCCUCCUGCCUCCGCCAGCUCCAACUCCAGCCAGUCGUCCUCAGGGUGCAGCGUGGCUCAGGAGGAGGGCAAGGACAAGGGGCACAUUCGACCUGGUGGCUCCCUGUCCCCUGGGAGCUCCUCAUCCAGUCCUAGAGAGCAGGCUGACUCAGAGUCCUGCAUGGGUCCAAUUUUGCAAACCUCUACCCGCCCACACCCACAAAGCGCAGUAUCGGAACAGACCCGUUACCCGCAAUUAUCUCCAUGUCAAAUCCGGACCCGCCCGGACCCAUUAAACACAUAGACUACACAGCCACUCACUCUCAAGUGCUUCAUUUUUUUGUGCCGUCCUAAUCAUAAAUCGUAAUUAACCAUAUUUGGCAGAUUCAAUCACUAUGUUUCUACUCACUAUGCUGACAGUUAAUUGCCCAUAAGGUUACUGUGCUGAAAAAGAGUAUUAUCCACAGUCCCUGGUUCUGCUGUUCUUGAGUCACAAAUCCAGAUGAGUAAAAGUCUCUUUCACUGGCUGCCUUUGGAUGCUGAGCACAUUUUUGAGCAAUCAGUACCAGGUUAGGAAACAUUUUAGCAUGCUUCUUCCACCAACACAAAACCUCAAAAGGAUCCUCCUUGGGUGUCUUGACUCUGUAUGCACAGGCUCAGUGUAUAUCACAGGGACUUCUGCAUGUGUUGGCUCUUAAGUCUCAUAAAAUGAAACUUAAGAUAAGGUGAGCGCCCAAAAAAGCAAACAAACGAGAAAAUAAAGUUGUAGAUUUCGUGUUCAAACACUCAUAUAGUGCACUCCAGUACAGAUAUCACUUAAUUUAAACCUACAACUUUUGUGGUGGUUUAUUGGUCAGGAGUUUUGUCUGACUCCAAGACAUUGGUAGAAUCCUAAAAUUUUGCUCUCACCUGCUACCUUUCCACAAUGAGCUCACUUUACCUGUGCCUGUGAACCCAUAUGAAUGCAUACUUCAGCCCUUACACAGUACACGCAGUGCAGAACAUAGUGCAGGAAUUUAGGUUGACUUCCAGAUGUAGAGACUUUCCAGAGAGGAAAAGACACAGGAAAAGAGAGAGGGGCAUAAAACUAGGAAUUAUUAAUGGACUUACAAUGGGAGUAUGGCUGCAUAGAACCUAUGUGAGAUGUAUAUCUAUGUUGGCACAAUUUCACUAACAAACAAUCAGUCUUGAAUACUGUACAUGAUUCGACACUACAGUGACAAUCUCAGACAGAUAUCUAUAAAAACCUGAUACGUGGAGUGACAGCUGUAAAAUUACCUCAGCAAAGAACAGCGGGUUUGCAGUGUGCUAUGACACAGCAGUUGUUGUGUAACUGUGAAAGAAAAGCUUUUCCAAAUACGUUUUAAAUGAUUUACUCACAGACUCUGAUUAGGAGGUGGAAGUGUUGCUGCUCAUGCAUCCAACCUACAAAUGGACAAAAAAAACAAAAAAACACAACCAUUACUAGCAAUGAUCUAACUGAUCAGUCAGCUCUCUUCUCUACAAAAGGCACUCCAAGAGGGCAGUGUUUUGUCUGCUUUGGCGUAGAAUACUUCUCUCUAAAGUCUGAGCACAGUCACGUUGGACAAACUCUAUGCUGAGUCAAGUUGGAUUCAGCGGGGUCACAUUUUAUGACCGGAUCCUGGGCUCUUCGAUGCCCUCAACAAUCAUAUAGAUCCUCAGGAGACUCAUUAUUAAUGCUAUUGCCUGCCUGAGAACCUAUAUAGAUGGUGGUCGACGUCGAUCUACUAACUUAAUUUCAAUAUGUGGGGGAAGGACGCGCUGUUGGAACUAACCCCACAACCCACCAUAGUCUUACCAUCUCACUCCAGAAUCACUACCAGUCCUAUCUAGCACUUACUGUUCACAAAAAAAAAAAAAAAAAAACACUGAUAUUUUGUGGACUUGACUUUUGCCUCUCUCCCUCCAUCUCCUCCGUAAAGGCUCACAGAACUGUGAGGUUAAAAUAUGAGUCAAGUGAGUGGACAGUUUGGCACAAGGACAGUGGACUGACAUCAAGAGUCCCUCAGAGGAUGUGGUAUGGAGGGACACUCGGGCCUGUGUACCCAGGGCUCUGAACCCUUCCUGGAACCACCGGCGUAUGUGUGGCAAGAAAAAUGUCAAGAAAGGAAGGACAGAGUGGAGAUUCAGGAACCAAACAAUCAGUCACUUUAUGUGCGGUAGUCCACCCCUUCCAAUCUCUUCUCUCCAUCUCACUCUCUCCCCCUUUUUCUCUCUCUAAUUGGUGCCCACAGUCUUGUGUUUCACCACACCUACCCGCACUUAAACUUCACCAACCCUAUUUAUUGCUAUCUUUAUCCAUGAUUAUUAUUAUCAUUAUUGUUAUUAUUGUUGUUAUUAUGGUUAGAAUUGCUGUCAUUGCGUGCUAUUUUUAGUUUUUAUUUCCAUGGUUUUAAAUAUUGGUUUGCAGAACAGGGCGGUUGUUUGGGCAACAAGAGACAUUAAGACACUCUGCCCUAAAAGAAGAGGAAGAAAAGGAGCAGAGUGAAUAAAAAUGAAAAGAAGCAGUUACUGAGUGUUAUUAGGUAAAAGAAAAUCUUGUCCUGUUAUAUUAUGCCAUUUUUAUAGUUCUGGUUUCCAAAAAUAGUAAAUAAGACUUUGUGAAAAGAGAAAGAGUUAAAUACGAAAAAGCAAAAACUGUGCUUUUUUGCUGCAGUUGACGACAAUCUACUUUUUUGAGCCAUUAAAGAAAAGUGGCAGGUUUGACUUUGUUUUUCAAAUGUCUGUAAAUACCCAACAUGGGAUAAAUUGUUAUAGAUAUUCUUUUAUUUUUUAUUUUGCUGAGUGACUUUUACGUGUUUGAGCCAGUUUCGCGUGCCAGAUGAGUGCUGUUUUUUUUUUUUUUGUUUUUUUCUUUCUUCUUUUGUUGGACAACUCAGUGAAAUCGGUUCAUUUCAUUGUGUCAGGCCAAUCAGUUCAUUCACAAGUAUUUAAAAAGAAAUCAAAACUGCUUUUGUUUGCUGUCUGGUGCAGUUGUGUAUAAAUAUAUGUAUAAAACAAUAUCUGACAUUGGAUAGUCUUUUGUUUUACUAUCCUGAUCGGCUGCUACACUCAAACAGAAGACCUGCCUUUUAAUAAUUACAUCAAAUCCAAUCACUCCAUAUGAUGUUAUUGUGCUUUUCUGUAUGACAGGAAUCAGGGUUAGACUUAAAUGCAGUUCCAAUGAAAUCUGGAUUUAUUCAGUGUUGAAGUGAAUUAAAAUUUGUGAAUUCA
Messenger RNA from Sphaeramia orbicularis (orbiculate cardinalfish), 6567 nucleotides. It is a transcript of the gene satb2, whose product is annotated as SATB homeobox 2. The transcript has 14 exons. NCBI's taxonomy places the organism in Eukaryota, Metazoa, Chordata, Actinopteri, Kurtiformes, Apogonidae. The coding region runs from base 815 to 3637 and encodes 940 amino acids. Gene Ontology annotation, biological process: regulation of transcription by RNA polymerase II; chromatin remodeling. The record is from RefSeq and is a predicted model, not a curated record. Gene Ontology annotation, molecular function: RNA polymerase II cis-regulatory region sequence-specific DNA binding; DNA-binding transcription factor activity, RNA polymerase II-specific.